Messenger RNA from Panthera uncia (snow leopard), 2472 nucleotides. It is a transcript of the gene VAPB, whose product is annotated as VAMP associated protein B and C. Gene Ontology annotation, cellular component: endoplasmic reticulum membrane; plasma membrane. NCBI's taxonomy places the organism in Eukaryota, Metazoa, Chordata, Mammalia, Carnivora, Felidae. The record is from RefSeq and is a predicted model, not a curated record. The transcript has 6 exons. Gene Ontology annotation, biological process: endoplasmic reticulum membrane organization. Gene Ontology annotation, molecular function: FFAT motif binding. Bases 255 to 986 code for a protein of 243 amino acids.
CGUGCGUCGCUGCGUGCGUGCGUGCGUGCCGUGCGCUCGCCGGGCACCGCGGCCUCGCCCUCGCCCUCCGCCCCUGCGCCUGCACCGCGUAGGCCGCCCCCCCCCCCCGCGCGCGCGCACCCCGUAGACGACCCCCGCCCGCAUCCCGGCCGGCCCCCUCUUUCCAAAUUUAAAGGGGGCGCAGCAUUAAGGCCUCCCGCCUCAGGUGACCUCUUAGGGGUCUCCCCGCCAGAGGUGCCCCGCCGCUGAGGAACAUGGCGAAGGUGGAGCAGGUCCUGAGCCUCGAGCCGCAGCACGAGCUCAAAUUCCGAGGUCCCUUCACCGAUGUCGUCACCACCAACCUGAAGCUUGGCAACCCAACAGACCGAAACGUGUGUUUUAAAGUGAAGACCACGGCACCACGUAGGUACUGUGUGAGACCCAACAGUGGGAUCAUCGAUGCAGGGGCCUCGAUUAAUGUAUCUGUGAUGUUACAGCCUUUCGAUUAUGAUCCCAAUGAGAAAAGUAAACACAAGUUUAUGGUUCAGUCUAUGUUUGCUCCAACUGACACUUCUGAUAUGGAAGCAGUAUGGAAGGAGGCAAAACCGGAAGACCUUAUGGAUUCAAAACUUAGAUGUGUGUUUGAAUUGCCAGCAGAAAAUGAUAAACCACAUGAUGUAGAAAUAAAUAAAAUCAUACCCACAACCGCAUCCAAGACAGAAACCCCAACGGUGUCUAAAGCUCUGAGCUCCUCUUUGGAUGACACUGAGGUUAAGAAGGUCAUGGAGGAGUGUAAGAGGCUGCAAGGUGAAGUUCAGAGGCUGCGGGAGGAGAACAAGCAAUUCAAGGAAGAAGACGGACUUCGCAUGAGGAAGACGGUGCAGAGCCACAGCCCCGUCCCCGCGUCAGCCACGGCUGGGAAGGAGGAGGGCCUCAGCGCCCGGCUCCUUGCUCUCGUGGUUUUGUUCUUCAUUGUCGGUGUGAUCAUAGGGAAGAUCGCCUUGUAGACGCGGCAGGCGGAGGGUGGCACACUGCGUUGACGGGCCCGCCAUUCUGUGGGGUUUGAAUUUAUCAUAACCAUGUGUCAAAAGAAGUUAAUGUAUGAUGACAUCUCACAGGUCUUGCCUUUAAAUUACCCCCUCCCCACGCGUGCGCACGCGUGCGCACACACACACACGCGCACACACACACACACACACACAAAUUAUAAAGUAACAAUCUUUUAGAAAGUUAAAAAUGUAUAGUAAGUGAUCGGGGGAACAUAAUGAUCUUUGUGAAUGACAAGGGAAACCGUGAUUAAACCAUGAUGGCAUGUUGGAAGUGUCAUUUUAAACAUUUGUAGCCUUGGUACGUGUGGCUGGACUGAUUACCUCUCUUAGAACGAGACAGUCUUCCUGCCGGCUGGUGCUGGCCCUCAGGGGAGCCGGAGCCCGGUGCGGUGGGGGUGGGGAGGGCCGUCCCCUCCCCAGAGCAACCCCCCACCCGCCCCCUCGCUCCCCGGGCUGCUUCUCCACGUUCUGCCCUGGCCGUCGGUUCCCUGGGACUGACGAACAGGGUCAGAAGCCAGAAGAAUUGUGCUGUGGCAGCGUCAGAUCUGCCCGUCGGGAGCGGGAGGCGGACGGUGACCGACUGACCCACCACUUUGGAAAUUAAAGUCAAUGCUUUGUUCUCUGAAAGGGACCAAGCUGAAUUACUGUUGGUUCAUGUAGCGAGAUGGAAUUGUUCUUCAGAGAUGUGUAACGCAUAUUUAACUUAUUUAAUGUAUUUCCUCUCAUGUUUCCUUAUUGCCACGAGAUCAUGAUUAAUGCUGUGGCCUCCAAAUCACCUGUGCUGCCGGAGGGCUGCGGGCCCCUCCCCCCCCGAGGCUCUGGGCUCUGCGCGUCGAUGCAGGUGGGGGUGCUGUGAACGUUGGGGAACAGCUGCCACGAAGCGUUUCUCUGUGUAGACGAACAACAGCCGUCACCGAGAGGGAAUUUUUCUUAGUAUCAGCGGUCAACUCUGUCACCCUUUCUGAUGGAGAAGAGUAGCCGACGUUCUUUCUUGUUCCUUCGUUGUCCCUCAGCCACCACUUACACUUCCAGCACGUGCGCCCCGAGUCUGGUCCUGACCUUUCCCGUGUGGCCCUGGCCCGAAAUGGGGCGGCAGGGUGGUGGCGGAGAGGGAGCCAGCUGGGUGGGGGCCGGGAGAGGGGCCACAGGCUCUUCAGAUAGUCGUCAAGUAGUUAUUGAGAGUUUGACUGUAAAUUAAUUUUAUGCCAUAAAAGACCAAUCCAAUUCUGUUCGACUAUGUAGCAUCUUAAAAAGAAAAAAAAUUAAAAUAAAGCCCCAGAAUUAAAGAGUUCUUUUGUCAUUUUGUCACCUUUGCUGUAGAGGGGAAAUUAUUAUUUUUAUGAUCCUCGUUAUUAUUUUGUUAUUGGAAGGUUGGCUUUAAAAUGAGCCCUAUCAAUGAAAAUACAUGUUUAAUGAUUUAAAUAUAGAUACAGCUAUAUACGUG